Molecule: messenger RNA, 3147 nt
Organism: Pipistrellus kuhlii (Kuhl's pipistrelle)
Lineage: Eukaryota; Metazoa; Chordata; Mammalia; Chiroptera; Vespertilionidae
Gene: SYNC
Product: syncoilin, intermediate filament protein
Exons: 4
Coding region: 88-1746 (552 amino acids)
Biological process (GO): intermediate filament-based process
Cellular component (GO): intermediate filament; sarcolemma; cytosol
Source: RefSeq, a predicted model, not a curated record
CCGGCUCCGGUGUCGCUGCAGCUGUCGGCGCGGCGGGCGCGGCGGCGGGGCCGCUAUUAAUACCGCGGCGGCCGGCGCGGGGCAGCCAUGGCCAGCCCGGGGCCCCGGCGCGGCGGGGACGGCGCCCCGGCCAGGGAAACAAGAACUUUUCAAGAGAUGGGACACUCUGAAUCCCUGGAUGAUACUUGGCCUUUGGAGGGGAUCUUGAAUAUAGAGGAUCUGCUCUUCCUGGGGGACUCAGGUGACUUCGAUGACACACUGUAUCUGGAAGAGACUGAGAAGCCUGAGGAGACACUGUAUAUUGAGGAUGACAAGCAGCCCAGUGAGGCCGUGUGUGAGGAGGAAGCUGUGAAGCCGGAGGACACACUGUGUGUGGAGGAGCCUGUGAAGCCGGAGGACACACUGCGUGCGGAGGAGCCUGUGAAGCCGGAGGAGGAGCCUGUGAAGCUGGAGGACACACUGUGUGUGGAGGAGCCUGUGAAGCCGGAGGAGGAGCCUGUGAAGCUGGAGGACACACUGUGUGCGGAGGAGCCUGUGAAGCUGGAGGACACACUGCGUGCGGAGGAGCCUGUGAAGCCGGAGGACACACUGCAUGGGGAGGAGCCUGGGAAGCCGGAGGACACACUGUGUGUGGAGGAGCCUGUGAAGCCGGAGGAGACAAGCCCAGAGCAGAUGGCUUAUGGGGGAGAGACGGUCACAAACGAAGAGAAGCCUAACCCCGAGAGCCUUGGAGCCGGGCCUAGUUCCAGCACAGAGGAGAGCCUGAGCAUAGAGGACCUAGAAUUGCUCGAGGGGCGUUUCCAGGAAUGUGUCCAAGCUGUGUCCCAGCUGGAGGAGGAGCGGGAUCAGCUCAUCCACGAGCUUGUGUUGCUCCGGGAGCCAGCUCUCCAGGAGGUGGAACAGGUGCACCAGGACAUCCUGGAUGCCUACAAACUGCAUGCUCAGGCCGAGCUGGAGCGGGACGGGCUCCGGGAGGAGAUCCAGCUGGUCAAGCAGAAGCUGUUCAAGGUGACCAAGGAAUGCGUGGCCUACCAAUACCAGCUGGAGUGCCGCCAGCAGGACGUGGCCCAGUUUGCCGACUUCCGGGAAGUGCUGACGGCACGGGCAGCCCAGCUCUCAGAGGAACUGGCCCGGCUCCGGGAUGCCUACCAGAAGCAGAAGGAGCAACUACGGCAACAAAUAGAAGCGCCUCCAAGCCAGGGGGACGGACAAUUCCUGCAGGAGAGCCGGCGGCUCUCGGCCCAGUUCGAGAACCUCAUGGCAGAGCGCCGCCAGGGCCUGGAGGAGGAGUACGAGCCGCAGCUGCUGCGGCUCCUGGAGAGGAAGGAGGCGGCUGCCAAGGCCCUGCAGAAAACCCAGGCGGAGGUCCAGCAGAUGAAGGAGGCGCUGAGGCCCCUGCAAGCCGAGGCCCAGCAGCUCCACCUGCUAAACAGGAACCUGGAGGACCAGAUCACACUUGUGAGGCAGAAGCGCGACGAGGAAGUGCAGCAGUACAGGGAACAGCUGGAGAAAAUGGAAGAACAACAGACACAGUUAAGAAGUGGGGUGCAACUCCAACAGCAGAAGAACAAAGAGAUGGAGCAGCUACGGAUCAGCCUUGCUAAAGAGCUUUCCACUUAUAAGGCUAUGCUACCCAAGAGCCCGGAGCAGGCUAAUACUCCCACUUCUCAGGCAGGUGGAAUCGAGACACAGUCUCAAGGUGAUCCUUGUAGAUACAAGAGUGGAGUUUGCAUUUUACUUUCUUAACAAUACUAAUGCCUUAAAAGAACUUAAGUGUGUGUGUCUAAUGACGAAUCAUGUAGGGAUAACACGUACCUCCAAACUGCUCGGUUCAAGCAUUCAGGAUUCUUUUGGAAUGCUUGUUUCUGAUACGACUAAAAAGAUACUCUCUAAUGAUCCAGGAAAUCUGUAACAGGAUAAAACAUCUGCAUUCUCCCACCUUACCCCACCUGCUAUUCAGAAAUAGUUUUCUUAGAAUAGCAAAAGGUAGUUAUGCUGCCUAAAUUCAAACUAUGACAAAAGAGGCCAAGGCAGCAAAAUUAAUCUGUAUAGAAAAGCCAAAGAGGGUGUUGUUUAUAAACGGAGGAACAGGAUUAUUGCUCAGUAUGUGAAACAAGCAACACACCUAUCCAUUAAUUUCUCUAUAUACCAGUAUGUUCUCACUUUUCACGUUUUAGAUCCUCUUGGAUAAAGAAACUAAGAUUAAAAAAGGUCUCUGUGAAGUACAUACUAGCUAGAUGCCCAUAAAUUUUAUUCUCAACUUCCUAGCUCAUCUUACAGCUUGGAUACAGACUCAAGAAUGACUACUGUAACUAAUGCUUUUCCUAACUCACUAGGAUUUUCUUUUACUGUGUUUUUUUCCAGGCAUAACAGAUUACGCUUAUUGUUUGGGAGAAUACUAGAAUUGUGUAAUUGAGGAAAAUGAUCUGCUAAACACCUUUGUGUGGAUCAGAUUAAAAGUACAAUAGGGAAAAAAAGCAAUGAUUAAUUCAAAGAAAAUGACAGAAUUUCAGGCACUGUAAUACCUGUGUAAAUUUAAUCUGGACAGAGAAAAAUUUUAGCUAGCCCCUCCCAUCACCAUCACAUAGAUUAACAUUCAUUACUUUGCAAAUAAGAAUCACCCAACUAUGUCAUAGGGGAAAGUCAACCCUGAUCAUAUGAGCCAGUCUCUCCCCAGAAUGACCGGUAACAAAACCUACAAUAAAUUUCAAAGUUCAGUUAUAAACGUUAUACUGUAUUAGACACAAAAUCCGUCCACUUGGGGGAAGGGGGGGCGAGUCCCUCAGCCUGGCCUGCAUCCUCUGGCAGUGCAGGGUACGGCGGUCGGACAAUCUUAGCGCUGCUGUAGAGGCGAGAGGUUCCCGCCACCACCACUGCACUCGCCAGCCAUGAGCCCGGUUCUUCUGGCUGCGCAGCGCUACCCCAUGGAGAGCACACUGAUCAGGGGCAGCUCAUGUGUUGAGUGUCUGCCCCCUGGUGGUGAGUGCACAUCAUAGUGACCAGUCAUUCUGCAGUUCAGUCUAUUUACAUAUUAGCCUUUUAUUAUACAGAAUUAUUUCAAGUUGCAGAAAUAAUCAAUUUAUUCUUUUUCUUUCAAUCUUACAGGAGCUGUUUAGAAAUGUAUGGCCGAAUCUGUAACCCAGAAAC